UCCAGCCCGCGCAGGCAGCGGCCGCGGCAGCUGGCGAGCGGCGGCCCGGCGAGGCCAUGAAGGUGAAGAAGGGCGGCAGCGGGGCCGGGACAGGGGCGGAGCCCGCUCCGGAGGCCUCGGGCCUGAGCGUGCAACCCACGCCGGAGCCGCGAGUGCAAUCGGAAUCUGGGUCCGAGUCGGAACCGGAGGCCGGUUCAGGGCCCAGGCCGGGGCCGUUGCAGGGAAAGCAACCCAUCGGGCCUGAGGACGUGCUGGGGCUGCAGCGGAUCACGGGCGAUUACCUGUGCUCCCCCGAGGAGAAUAUCUACAAGAUCGACUUCGUCAGGUUCAAAAUCCGAGACAUGGACUCAGGCACUGUCCUCUUUGAAAUCAAGAAGCCCCCUGCCUCAGAGCGGUUGCCCAUCAACCGGCGGGACCUGGACCCCAAUGCCGGGCGCUUUGUCCGCUACCAGUUCACACCUGCCUUCCUCCGCCUGAGGCAGGUGGGAGCCACGGUGGAGUUCACAGUGGGUGACAAGCCCGUCAACAACUUCCGCAUGAUUGAGAGGCACUACUUCCGCAACCAGCUGCUGAAGAGCUUCGACUUCCACUUUGGCUUCUGCAUUCCCAGUAGCAAGAACACCUGUGAACACAUCUACGACUUUCCCCCUCUCUCUGAGGAGCUGAUCAGCGAGAUGAUCCGUCACCCCUAUGAGACACAGUCUGACAGCUUCUACUUCGUGGACGACCGGCUGGUGAUGCACAAUAAAGCAGAUUAUUCCUACAGUGGGACACCCUGACCCCUCCUCUCCCAAGCUACCCUCUACCCAGGAGGCUCUAAUCUGGGCCUUGCACUGUGACCUUUCCAGCAUCGCCUCUUAAUUCCACGUCUUCUGCUCGGGGAUGCUCCAGGAGCUCUGGACCCUGAUUCAGUAUGAGUAGGAAGGGGGCCGGGUCUGGCAUCCCCAUGUUGAGUCCCUGAAGUGGGGAGAGGUAAUAGGGGAGCUCUCCAUGUCCAGAAAGGUCUCCUGUGAGAGUAUAGCCAGGACUAAUGGAAAGCCCAGCUCAGCCCUCUUGGGCCUAAGUUUCAGAGUAGUGUUCCCCUCUCUAGGCUACAGCUAGGUCAGGGCAGGAAAACUGUCUCCUGUCUUCAGGAAUCUUGAGUCGGGCCCUCCACUUCUAGGCCAUAGAGAGUGGUAAAUCCACAAAAAUCCACGGGGGGUCUGAACCCUGGCCUCAACCCUGGCUUCCCCUGUCAGGGGCUAAGACACUCCCCGAGGCGUGGGAGAUAUUGGUCCAGAUUGUAGCCUGUGAUAGACUUGGACCAACUGUAUAUAGUUUUCAAUAAACUUUCUCCUUUUCUGUU
Perognathus longimembris pacificus (Pacific pocket mouse) is the source of this 1345-nucleotide messenger RNA. RefSeq names its product unc-119 lipid binding chaperone (gene Unc119). NCBI's taxonomy places the organism in Eukaryota, Metazoa, Chordata, Mammalia, Rodentia, Heteromyidae. Gene Ontology annotation, biological process: nervous system development; visual perception; lipoprotein transport. Bases 57 to 779 code for a protein of 240 amino acids. Gene Ontology annotation, molecular function: lipid binding. The transcript is spliced from 5 exons. Gene Ontology annotation, cellular component: intercellular bridge; spindle pole; spindle midzone. The record is from RefSeq and is a predicted model, not a curated record.